This is a messenger RNA of Penaeus indicus, 426 nucleotides long. RefSeq lists its product as uncharacterized. Bases 1 to 426 code for a protein of 141 amino acids. Lineage: Eukaryota; Metazoa; Arthropoda; Malacostraca; Decapoda; Penaeidae. The transcript has a single exon. The record is from RefSeq and is a predicted model, not a curated record.
AUGGACAACUUCGCAGCAAUCCAUAGCCAAACUGACGGUCAAGACAGUAUCAUUGUAUUUCUUGAUUCAGAAAAUGCUUUUGAGCUAGCCAAUCAACAAAUAAUUGUCAGCUUCCUUCCCUCUAAAGAUAUCUUAGGCAAACUCUUAUCUUGGUCUAAUGAUUACUUCUACAAUAGACAAGCUCGAGUCAAGUACCAGGGACACUUCUCUGAAUUUUAUACAUUUGAAAAUGUAACUUCUCAAGGUGGAAUCCUCAGCCCAUUUCUGUUCAGUAUCCUUGUACCCGAACUAAUCUCUCUUGGUCUUCCAUCUAAAUCUCAUUUACUUACAUAUGCUAAUAACCUGCAAUUAAUAUCAGUCAGAAGAGCCAGACUAGUAAAUGCUCAACCCAUACUCGACCUCAUAUCAAGAAGUGCAAAGAUUUAG